CUCAGUUUUUGAUAUAAGAUUCCGUAAGCCCUGUUUCCCGUUAUUCGAAUCCAGAUCCUUUUGAAAUUUGUUUGUGAAAUAAUCUCGAAUCAAUUCUACCUUCCCUGAUCUCACCGGUUUACAAGAAGCGCAAUGUGAAUUGGCUGAUUGGUCUUCCGAUUGCUGCUCGUAAAUCUUCUCCAAAGUUGUGGCUUCGCCAAUAAUUUUCCCGAUGAUUUUCCCCGCCGCAAACGAAUCUAGAAACCCACGCUCAAAGCCUUCUUGCAUCCUUGACUCCUUGAACUCGUCGUAAGCAUCAAGAAAUCCGACAUGUUUUAGUUCGUUGCGCUUUGCAUCAAUCUCAUGCUCAUUCAUGUUGCCAAAUUCACCGAUCCGUAGAGAACUACCGCGUUCGAAGUCAUCCUGGGAACCAAAGAACUCAUCCUCCCCGUGUGAGGUUUCAUUCUUCGAUACAUCCAUGCUAUGAUUCAGACAAAAGACAGUCUUCUUGAACGAGGAUUGUCAGCACAGUUGGCGGUUGUGUACAGAUUGUUGUCCAAUAUUUGAACGGUACCAUUACCCCUACGUACGAGUACGCUCGUACGGCACUGUAACUCGUACGUGCUCAGUGCUCAUACGGUUGCUUAUCCGGCGAACAGACAAUAGACCCAUCAGUCGAGAAGUUAUCUUGCAAGAUGAACUUUAUUCACUAGGUAAUCGGGAUUCAUAGUCCUCAUACUUACUCGUUAGCUGUACCGUUACCGGUACGUACGUACUCGUACGUACCAGUGGUCUGCAGUCUAUCUGCAGUCUGCAGUCACAUACAAGUCACAACCCUACCAGUAAUAUUAUUCUUAUUACUGUACCUAUGAUACCGGUACGUACAACAUCAGUGAGUGAACAGUGAACUGCACUUUUUCUUCAUCAUUUUCAGAGAAAAAAAUAACCACCAAUUCACAUCGAUUUGGAAGGCAACGACACAAAAUCGGAGACGACAGCUCCUUCAUCCGUGUCGUAGCAGCUGCUAUCUCGAUAACGCUCACUUUUCUCCAUUCAACAUACACCAUACGUGUCACUUUCAUCAGUUGGAACUACAGUAAUAGAUUUAGUUUGCAUCGGAACAUUGCGACCUCGCUCCUAUAAAAACACUGGUGAAAGCGGGAUCUGACCAUCAUCUCCAACGCCUCCAACUAUCUGCAUCAAAUAUCAGAAGGAUUGCCAAUUGGUGCCAUCCUUUUUCAUUGCACGAUUGGUGCCUUUCAUCAUAUAAUAGAAAUUAAGUUUCCCUUUUUGAAGAGUUAUGUGGGAAAUCGACUCGGUAUACCGAGACCCUUCCAUCCUGCGCGAUGGUAGGAGAGAAAAGGAAUCAAGAGAUGCAGCGUUGUCAUUUGUUGUCUCUGCGCACGCGUCAAUAGCUUCGUGUCUAGGGAACAAACCAUCGUUCCUUCCUUCCUUUCACGAAGGGGGCAACGGAUCUCGUGUUGCGUUGGCCGACUUUGCGUCGCGCUGUUUUCUUCGUUGUAAGCAGAAAAACGGUACAGCAGCAACCAUUAUCGUGAAUGAAAACGUCGAUGUUGAAUGCGGUCCGAACGAACACGUCUCAUUCCAUAUGGAAACACUUGACGAGGCUCUUCUCAACAGACGACAACGAAAAAAUACAAGGUCUAGGGUUUACCAUCCAUAUGUUGUCGAGCGCUCGGAUUUCUUUUGCCGCGAUGACAAGUUACAGGUCACCACACGAUUAAAAUUUAGUCAAAAAACGAACGACGAACUUUCAGAAGAACACGCCAAAGCUAUUGUUUUAAAGUCGGCUCAGUCAAUAUUUCAUAGGGUGUUUCCCAUAGAUGAUCCUGCAUUUGGUCAGAGCUUGUUACAGCACGUCGCGUGCGUUGUUCUCCAACAAAGACUGAGAUGUCAUUUGUCAUCUAUAGACGCCAUAGCAUUCAUCUGCGACGGUUCUAUUCUGCCUCGAAAAAGUGGUACAAGCGCCGCUCCAAUGGAAAGCCCUCCUGCUGUACCGUUCAAGGCUCCUGCUGAUAGCCGAAUGACAACAUCUAUCUCAAUUAAUAUGGGUUCCCUGAGAGAACACCUCCCUUCUUCCUUAAUGCAACGUGGGAAUGAAAGCAUGUCCACAGUUGUACUGUCGGGUCUUCUUGUCACGAAAGGUGUGACUUUGAUUUGUGGUGGAGGGUAUCAUGGUAAGUAUUUUAUAAAAUUAGACUCCAUAAAACUUGUUUUGCAAGUACGGGCAAACUCAUCACUCAUAUUCGUAUCAUAUUCAGGGAAAUCUACUCUGCUUCAAGCUAUAUCUGUGGGACAUUUCGAUAAGAUUCCCGGUGAUGGACGGGAGAUGUGUGUUAGUAUUUCGGAUGCUGUCUCUAUUAGAGCCGAGGAUGGACGAUACGUCAAUAAUUGGUACGUUCAAAUUUUAUCGUGUGUAAUAUUCGACUCAUGUAAGCGGGUGUUAUCUAACAAAGUCAGUCACGUUUGACAAUAAAUAGCAAUAUAAGCGCUUUCAUCUCCAACCUCCCAACACCACCUGGGGUGAAAGCGACUAUAGACACGGAACAUUUCUCAACUCGUGACUCUUCAGGAUCAACUUCACAGGCAGCAAACGUAGCAGAAGCUAUUGAAUUUGGCGCAAAGGCACUACUGGUCGACGAGGAUAUAAGGUGUGUUUAUCAGACAACUAAAUCGCUCAAAAAAUCAGACAGUGUUUGGUCGUCCUCAUGGUUUGAUUUCUGACGUUUGAAAACAUGCUUCCGUUUUCUUAUGUAUUGAUAUAUCGCUUUUAGUGCAGCUAACUUCAUGGCAAGAGAUGGUAGAAUGAGAGCCCUUGUGAUGGACGAGUCAAUAACCCCUCUCCUUUAUCGUGUAAAUGGGCUGUAUAACGCCCAUGGUAUUUCCUCCGUGGUAGUUGUGGGUGGUGUUGGUGAUUGGUUGGAUGUACCAAACAACGUCGUUUUACUAGAUAAAUAUGUUGUUUUUGAUGCAACAGCAAAGGCACAAUCGAUUAGUCGACAAUUUUCGUAUGGUCAUGUCGAGUAUGCGGGCCGGGGGGUUGUUCAUCGCCUACAGUGGGAAAAGAAGGGCACCCCAAAGCUACGUCGGCCAGCGGACGCAUUUUCGAAGCGCUUCGACUCAGACGUGGUUGUAUCCUUGCUCGAUGGAGGGUAUGCGCUCGCUUUGUACAAAGAACACGACGAGGAAUCCUCUAUCGACGACGAUGACGAAGCAGGUUGCAUCGACGCUUCGCGGCUUGAACAAUUGCUAGGUAAGAGACAACUGUUUGCAACCGGGCUUUGCGUUGCGUGGAUACUGCAAAAUUCUCCGAUGCACCCCAAUCUCGGCGUGAGGGAAUUGCUGAAAAUGCUUGAUUCAAAACUUGAAAAGGAAGGAAUAAAUCAAGUCGUCCAAGAAUUGAAAGAACGUGACCUUUCUCUGAUUUCGAAAUCAAUGGUUCAGGUUCUUGAAUCCGUUGGAUUUUUGGAACGGCCUCGAAGUUUCGAGAUAGGACAAGCACUCGCACGAGUGCAUGGUAUUCAAUUCGAAGACAUGCCAAUGGAAGACGAUCCAGCCGAGGAAGCUGCACGCUUAGAACAAGAAAAGAAAAAAAAAGCUCUAGCAGAAAUGUGGGCUAAACGGCGCUCAAAAUAAUCUGCAAUCUAAAGCAUCUCGACGUCAUUUAGCUGUUCCUUGUAGUUCUAGGUACUAUUAAUAGUAUUAUGCUGCUUAUCUUGGGCAAAGAUGUGCGUGAAGAAAACUGGAAUACUAUG
Molecule: messenger RNA, 3755 nt
Organism: Pseudo-nitzschia multistriata
Lineage: Eukaryota; Bacillariophyta; Bacillariophyceae; Bacillariales; Bacillariaceae
Source: the annotation of a GenBank genome assembly